CAAAAUACAUUACCCCGCAAUUCGAAAAACAUCAGCUUGAUAAACUGGAUGGAGGAGGAGACCAUCAAGGUAACAACACUGUUAUGAAGGGGCUAAGAGGUUGUUUGAAUUUUUUGGAAAAUCAUAGAAAAAGAAUUUGUAAGAAACAAGCCGUUGAUCAAAGAGCUAAGGUAUCUGUUGUGGUGAAAAGUAUAAAUACACGCACGCACGAUGAUUGUCUUCAACAGAAGCAUAUAUUGCCUGGGUCACGUCUCAUGGAUUGCCGACAACAUAGUCUACGAGGCAUCGACAAUCAAAACAAGAAGGCAUAAUGAAUUUUGAGUUUCUUCUCCCCUGUAUGUGAGCUAUGAGGAUUCGAUGACCUUAAGUAAGCAACCAAAUGCAUACGGCCUAAUAAUUAGAGCCAGAAUGAGGCAGGAUAUUACUACGAGUAUUAAAGUUUCAACUUUCAAAUAUGAAUACUCCGUAGGUUAGAGGGGUUGCGACAUCCAGUUCUUUGGGUAACCUACCGGCCGUUUUAGAUUACAUGAUAAGGAUAUAACAGGAAUUAUAGAAAAUUUGUGACUGUAUUUAGUAAAUGAGUGACUGCGAUUAGAAUUCAUACUCGAGCUCUAGAUGUUUGGGCUCGACUCACUGAUGGCCCUCCUGCUAAGCCCAAUCACGAUAAGCGAUUUUGUUCGUCCCCUUUCAAGAAAGUGAUGUUCAC
Messenger RNA from Cuscuta epithymum, 706 nucleotides. The record is from the annotation of a GenBank genome assembly. Lineage: Eukaryota; Viridiplantae; Streptophyta; Magnoliopsida; Solanales; Convolvulaceae.